This is a messenger RNA of Dovyalis caffra, 1393 nucleotides long. NCBI's taxonomy places the organism in Eukaryota, Viridiplantae, Streptophyta, Magnoliopsida, Malpighiales, Salicaceae. The record is from the annotation of a GenBank genome assembly.
AUGGUCACUGUCCUUGAAAGUUGUCAAGUUUCUCCACCACCUGCUACUAUCUCUAAGAACACACUUCCUCUCACCUUUUUUGAUUUUCGUUUGGUUCCCUGCCCUUCAAUGAAAAAUCUCUUCUUCUAUGAAUGCACAAAGGUUUCCAAGAAUAAUUUUAUCCAGUACAUCAUUCCAAGCAUUAAACAUUCAUUAUCCCUCACCCUCAAAUACCUCUAUCCUUUCGCUGGAAACUUGAUAUUACCUCCAAAUCCUGGUAAGCCUCAAAUCCGUUAUUUAGAAGGUGAUUCAGUCUCCUUGACCUUUGCAGAGUCUGGCAGUGAUUUUAAUCAUCUAACGAAGAAGAAAAAGAUAAAUGCGAUAGAAUUUCACUCCCUUUUGCCUCAACUUCCACCAGCGUCCAUGUCACAUGACACACUAAUCCUUCCAAUUGCGGCUUUUCAAGUAACACUCUUUCCAAAUUCAGGCGUUUGUGUGGGAGUCAAUAUCCACCAUGUGGUAGCUGAUGGCACCGCCGCCGCCUUGUUCAUGAGAAUGUGGUCUUCAAUCACGAAAGGAGGAGGAGAUGCAGCAUGCUUCGGUGGUGAAUUUGAGCCAUGUUACGAUCGGACUCGGCUCAGGGACCCUAAAGGGCUUGAAGUCGAGACCGUUCUGUGGAAUUAUCUCAAGAAAACAAAAUAUGAUGGAUCACAAGCACCAUUGCCUACCAACAAGGUUCGAGCCACAUUUGUAAUCAGUCAAGCCACCGUUCAACAGCUAAAGAAACUAGUGCUAGCCCGAUACCCCUCUCUAUCACGUGUAACAACCGUCACUGUUAUAUGUGCCUAUGUAUGGUCUUGCAUGGCAAAGGCAAGAGCAGCAAUUGGUGAAGAUAAGGCAGCUGAAGAUGAUGAAGAAAUAGUAUAUUUCCUCAAUGAAGUAGAUUGUAGAACUCGACUGGACCCGCCUUUGCCUGCAAAUUAUGCGCCUGCCCUAGCUAGGGUUAAGAUGUCCCAGUUGAAGGGAAAUGACGGUUUUGUCAUUGCAGCUAAAAUCAUAAGAGACUCAAUUCAUAAAAGCUUGCAUGAUGCAGAAGGAGUACUGAAAGGAGCUGAGAACUGGAUGCCAGAGAUGAACGCAGCAUAUAAAGCUGGGGUUUUUGAAAGUUUUUCAUCACCUAAGUUUAACAUGUACGGUUUUGAUUUUGGGUGGGGAAGACCUAAAAUGAAUGAAGAUAUUUGUGCAGAUGAAUUUAAAGCAGUUUUAAUAAGUGAUGGCCGAAAUGAAGGGGACACUGAAAUUUUCUUAUCAUAUCCCAAGCCUAUAAUGGAUGCUUUUGCAUCGUUUUUCAGCAAUGGGCUUCAAACUUUAGACGAUGAAGUUGAAAAACUUGGAGCCAACCACUCCAUACGGA